AUGUCUGCAAGUGGAAAGUCGGCUUUCGUAGUCGGUGGUACUGGUGCUGUGGGCAGGAAGCUUGUUGAAGCCCUGGUUGCAACUCCAGAAUACACCAAAAUCAUAUUGCUUGGUCGACGAGUAGCCGAAGAAGUACCUGAAAGCAAUAAAAUUGAACAACAUGUUGUUGAUUUUGAGAAAAUGGAAGAACAUCAAUCUAAAAUUGAUAAUGUUGAUGUUGGCUUUUGUGCUUUGGGAACAACUCGUAGCAAGUCAGGAGCUGACGGCUUCUACAAGGUUGAUCAUGAUUAUAUCAUGAACUCUGCUAACUUGGCCAAGUCGGCCGGAGUCAAAGACUUUGUGUUGGUCUCUUCAGGAGGUGCAGACGCCAAUUCUUCAUUCUUGUACAUGAAAACGAAAGGCCAAGUGGAAGAUGAAACAAAAGCGUUAAACUUCCGUAAACUUUUGAUUACCCGCCCAGGGCUGUUGCUGGGAGAGAGAAAAGAAAGUCGCUUUUUUGAAAGUUUGGCAAAGAUUGUACUGACACCAAUGCAGUACAUAUCCGAUCGAUUUGCUAUCUCAACGGAAAAUGUAGCUAAAGCAAUGGUUGCUGGCUCAUUGGAUGAAAGCCUGAACGGCACCAUCAUCUGGGAUAAUCGUGACCUACUGAAGAAAGCAAAGGAAUAUAAACCUCAGGAAUGA
This is a messenger RNA of Auanema sp. JU1783, 681 nucleotides long. The record is from the annotation of a GenBank genome assembly. NCBI's taxonomy places the organism in Eukaryota, Metazoa, Nematoda, Chromadorea, Rhabditida, Rhabditidae.